Messenger RNA from Cooperia oncophora, 1560 nucleotides. NCBI's taxonomy places the organism in Eukaryota, Metazoa, Nematoda, Chromadorea, Rhabditida, Trichostrongylidae. The record is from the annotation of a GenBank genome assembly.
AUGCAAGAGCCCGCUUCUGAACCAAAAACUAUUACACUAACGCUGUUCAUGAACCGUCCACCACGAAUCAAUGUCACCUACAAAGACAAACACGACUUAUUCAAGACUUUCAAGAACAAAGCACAGGAGCUCGGCAUCUCAUCCGGUACUAUAUUCUGGAUCGACGAGAAUGGCGCACCUGUGCGAAUGAACAGCGCCGAUCUUCUCAUGGAUGCAGCCCUCGAAUCGCCAAUGGUGCCUUUGUACGUCUACGAUAUGGGUGAUGAAGUUUCGUGUUCCUGUUAUGAUAACCUUACUGCGUGCCAGCGAAAGCUGAAAGGAGAAGCUGCCGCGGAUGUCGAUCCCAUUCAAGAGAUCAUUCCAGUAGCGGGAGCCACUCUCAUGGCCACCGUAGACACCAUUCGGGAGGUCAGUCCAGAAGCCGUGACCAAUCCUAUGAAUGUCAUCACCACCAUCAUCAUCAUUCCGGAGACCGUUCUCGUGGAUGUCAUCACCAUCAUCAUCAUCAUUCCGGGGGUCGAUCCAGAAGCCGUAGUCACUCUCAUGGAUGUCAUCACCAUCAUCAUCAUCGUCCCGGAGGACGCUCCAGAAGCCGUGGCCACUCCCAUGGACGCCGUCGACAUCAUUCUGGAUGCCGUCCCAGAAGUCGUAGUCAUUCCCCUAGACGUCAUCGACAACACUCGGGAAGUUGCUCCAGAAGCCCCAUACACUCUCACGGGCGUCGUCGGCCACAUUCAGGAGGUCGCUCAAGAAGUCGUGGUCAUUCUCAUGGCAGACAUGGUCAUUCGGGGUGCCAUCCCAGACGCCGCAGCCAUUCUCAUGGGCGAUCUAGAUCUCGUAGCCAUUCCCAUGGACGUCAUCGUCACCACUCCGGGGGACGCUCUAGAAGCCGAAGUCCUUCCCAUGGGGGCCACCACUCUAGAAGUCGCAGCCCUCCCCAUAGACGUCAUCGCCAUCAUUCACGAAGCCGCUCUCGGAGCCCUGGACAUUCCCCAGGGCGCCGCUUGUCCUCACUCAAGAAGCCGAUCCAGAAGUCUCAGCCCUUCUCAUGGACAUCAUCGUCAUCAUUCAAGAAGCCGCUCCAGAGUCCUGAACAUUCUCCUGGCCGCCAUCGUCGCCAUUCAAGAAGCCGCUCUAGGAGUCCUGGACAUUCUCCAGGGCGCCGUUGCCCUCAUUCAAGAAGCCACUCCAGAAGUCGCAGCCCUUCUCACAGACGUGAUCGGCACCAUUCAAGAAGCCGCUCUAGAAGUCCUGGACACUCUCCUGGGCGUCAUCAUCACCGUUCAAGAAGCCGCUCUGGAAGCCCUGACCAUUCUUCUGGAGGGCAUCACCAGCAUUCUAAGGAUGCAUCGAGAAACCGUACGUCCUCUUGUGGGCGUCAUGGAAGUUAUUCGGGAGAACGCUGUCAAAGCUGUGACCGCUCUCGUCGAUGCCACCAUCGCAAUAUGGGCCAGUACCUUAGAACGAGUGGUCAUUGUCGUGGACGCUAUGGAUUUCACGCAAAUCACCACACCUUCACCAGAUAUGGUCCUUUUCAUUAAUCUCUCUGUUUCCCCUUGA